Messenger RNA from Zeugodacus cucurbitae (melon fly), 1227 nucleotides. RefSeq names its product anionic trypsin-2. NCBI's taxonomy places the organism in Eukaryota, Metazoa, Arthropoda, Insecta, Diptera, Tephritidae. Gene Ontology annotation, molecular function: serine-type endopeptidase activity. The coding region runs from base 290 to 1207 and encodes 305 amino acids. The transcript has 3 exons. The record is from RefSeq and is a predicted model, not a curated record. Gene Ontology annotation, biological process: proteolysis.
UUGGAAUAUAUGUAUAAAUGCAGAAUAUCAAGUGCGCUGAUAAAUGGUUUUCAUGGCCGUAACGGAACUCUAUAUCAUCCAUAUAGUGCUUGAAAACUUGUUUUGGAAAUGGUCAUAUUUGGACAGCAUCCCAUAUUAAAAUAUGCAUAAUUUUUUCCUACAUACCAAACGAGAAUUUUUAUUAUGUUCAACUUCAAAAGAACUUGGAACUUUUUCACUCCUUCUACUUCGUAAACAUAAACAUUUGCGAUAUUGAGUAUAAUAUCAAAUUGGUUAUAAGAAAUUCGACAUGUGUUCUAGGCAACAAAUUUUAGUGUCAUUAAUUUGUAUCAACUUAUUAUGUUUGCAAACAAAUACUUGCGCAAAAAACAUUAGCCAAUUACCAAUUGGAGAUGAUUCAGAAAAUUAUAGCUUUUUAAUAACCGGCGGUUAUCGUCCUAAAAAAGAUACUUUGAGAAAAUAUGUUGUGUCCAUACGCAGUAGCAAAUAUAAUUAUUUUUUUGGUGAUGAUCACAAAUGUGGUGGCUCCAUUAUCACACCCAAAAUUAUUCUUACCGCAGCCCAUUGUGUUUGUAGAAGGGGUACUCGAUUACGUUUGAAGCCGUCAGAUUUAUCGGUUGUAGCUGGUACACCGAGGCGUUUAUUAGCCACUGAAACUACACAAUUAUUAAAGGUUGAUAAAAUCACUAGACACGAAUACUACAUGCCCAAAACUUUUCGAAAUGAUAUUGGUUUGUUACGGUUGGCAAAAAAUAUAUACAUAGAUGGUGUUUCAACACAGAGAAUUGAGCUUCAGACACAUACAUUACCUCCUUAUACCAAAUGCACGGUGGCUGGAUGGGGUCGAGUUUUUUUCAAAGGACCAAUGCCCGAUUUAAUAUUACAUGUUGAUAUCUAUAUUUUGCCAGACGAAUAUUGUAAAUCUAGAACUAAUAACUUUGCUUUUGGCAUGAUGUGUGCUGGCGAUGAGAAUGAUUAUGAGAAAGAUGCAUGCAGUGCUGAUUCUGGUGGUCCGCUGAUAUGUGAUGGAAAGGUAACGGGUAUUGUGUCAUUCGGUCUUAGUUGUGCGCUGCCCGAUAAUGCUGGAUAUUAUGCAAAUGUGUCUUCGUAUAUUGAUUGGAUUCGCAAGAAUGGAAUCAGUAAAUUAAAACCCGAAAACUUAAUUUCACUAAUUGUAUUGCAAAUUUGCAUGUUCAAAGGCGUCUAAAUAAAAAACUAUCUAAAUGA